Rubroshorea leprosula is the source of this 786-nucleotide messenger RNA. The record is from the annotation of a GenBank genome assembly. NCBI's taxonomy places the organism in Eukaryota, Viridiplantae, Streptophyta, Magnoliopsida, Malvales, Dipterocarpaceae.
AAUUUUGAUUCUUCAUUCAUUCCACAUUACUCUAUCCAGGCUUCCAUAGGGAGGAGAGAAAUUGCAAAGCAGCCAUGGAAAGUCCAUUAACGAGCUCAUCAUAUGAAACAACACCAGAUGGAAAACAUGCUUCUCAAUCCCAGCCUGCCAGCCUUCAACAAACCCCCUCUUCCUCUCAUGGAGAAACAAAGCUUAGGACCAAAAGAAGCAGUCUAGCAUUCCGGAUUCGCGACCAUGUGAAAAUGGGGCCAAAGUGGUCAGAGACGGUAAAGGGAAAGCUGAGGUUGGGGGCAAGAAUAAUCCAACAAGGGGGGAGGGAGAACAUUUUCAAACAGAUUUUUGGUGUGGAAGAAGGAGAGCAGCUGCUCAAGGCUUCACAGUGCUACCUCUCCACAACUUCUGGCCCUAUUGCAGGACUUCUCUUUGUUUCUACCCAAAAGGUUGCCUUCUGCAGUGAAAGAUCAAUCUCUUUCCCUUCCCCUACCGGAGAAGUAAUCAAAACCCCUUAUAAGGUUUUGAUACCAAUAAAGAAGAUCAAAAGAGCCAACCAAAGUGAGAACGUGGACAAUCCAGCACAAAAGUAUAUAGAAAUAGUGACGGUUGAUGAUUGUGAUUUUUGGUUUAUGGGGUUUUUGAGAUAUGAGAAAGCCCUCUGUAAUCUUCAUAAAGCCCUUUCUUUAGCCAGCUAAAUAGAAUGCAAUUAUGCAUUCAGGUUGUGUAUUUUUAUUAGUAAUACAAAGUAGGUGUUUAUGUUUGCAAUUUGGUUGUAUGGCAGCAAUACUCAUU